GACAGUUGACAUUUUAAUUUUUGAUUUUGAAUUGAACCUUGUUUUGUUUGUUUGAAAUAAUUUCGUAAAAGGUAAGAUUUAUAAAUAAAAAAUUCCAAAUGGAAAAUUAUUUCAAAGGCAAAAAUGUUGAAGAAGAAUUGGAGAGAAGUAAAAUACCUAUACCUAAUAUUCCCGAAAAUUUCCUUUGGAUGCAAGUUAAAGGUGGUAGCAAGAUGAAUAAUUUACUAAAUCAUGUUUCGGGAAUACUACAAGAUAAAGCAGCAACUGCAGUAGUUUGGAGUGGAGCUGGUGCUGGUAUACCCAAGGCCAUUUCCUGUGCCGAGAUUAUAAAGAGACAGUAUAAUAUACAACAUCAAGUGACAAAAUUAAUUUAUAAAAGUGUAGAAGAAUAUUGGGAGCCAAAAGUGGAUGGACUUGAAACUAUUGUUGUAAAAAGACAAAUACCAGUAAUUCACAUACUACUAUCAACUGAAGAGAUAUCAGACACAAACCAGCUUGGGUAUCAAAGUUCAGUCAAGAAAAAGUUUUGGGAGAAAGAAUCAACCAGCAACUCUAAACAACAACAACAAUCAAACAAAAUUAAAAAACCAUUUAAACAAAAGAAAGCUCAAAUACAGACAUAAAUAGUA
Messenger RNA from Bicyclus anynana (squinting bush brown), 629 nucleotides. RefSeq names its product ribonuclease P protein subunit p25-like protein (gene Rpp25). Gene Ontology annotation, biological process: tRNA 5'-leader removal. The coding region runs from base 99 to 623 and encodes 174 amino acids. The record is from RefSeq and is a predicted model, not a curated record. The transcript is spliced from 4 exons. Gene Ontology annotation, cellular component: ribonuclease MRP complex. Gene Ontology annotation, molecular function: RNA binding. NCBI's taxonomy places the organism in Eukaryota, Metazoa, Arthropoda, Insecta, Lepidoptera, Nymphalidae.